AUGUCUGUAAACUCAACAACUUUGGCCCUCCUCAACGAUCAUCUCACUUCUGUACUCGCUACUUACGGCGGAAGGGAUAAAGCCAUCCGAUCCUUGGCUUUCUACCUCCAACUCCGAUCUACAAGCGCGCAAGAGCAUUCUAAGGAGAUUCUGGCGCUGGCCAAGCAGCUGAGUUCCACCCGUCUAGUGCUCCGGCAGUUCAACCAUCCAGGAAUGUUCAAAGCGUGUCGGCAGAUCCUCCAAACCCUCCAAUCCGGAAAGAUAGGCGAUCCAGUGGAAUUCCUCACAGGAGCAGCGGUCACGGUGAUUUACACAGUCUACGGACUUGUGGAGCUUCUCGCCUGGCUCAGCGACGCCAAGCUCUUGGCCUACGACUCAGCAAAACUUUACAAAUGGUGCCUUUACCUUUGGCUCAUGGCGUUGAUCAAUGGAAUUGUGAGGCAAUUGAGGGUAAUCUACCGGAAAGGAAUCGAAAAGUCGAAGGAGGACGUGCUUACUCUCGUUGGGCUAUCAUCGGACUUCAUCAGCGGCUUCAACAGUCUUCCGUACAAGGUUUUGUGGGCUGGAAAACUGUCUUUGCGGCAGAGUGCCUCGUUUUCCCUUCUCGCUUCUAUUAUUGGCUUCUACAAAUUAUGGUGA
Molecule: messenger RNA, 639 nt
Organism: Caenorhabditis sp. 36 PRJEB53466
Lineage: Eukaryota; Metazoa; Nematoda; Chromadorea; Rhabditida; Rhabditidae
Source: the annotation of a GenBank genome assembly